AUGGAGCGACAAAAGGUUGAGAAGAUGCUUUUUGGAGAGGAAAUAAAAAACAUCAUAGCAUGUGAGGGAACUGAGAGAACGGAGAGGCAUGAGAAGCUUGAGAAGUGGAUUUUAAGGCUUGAGUUGGCUGGGUUUGGCAGGGUCCCUUUAAGCUACCACGGAAUGUUACAGGCUAGGAGGCAGUUGCAGGGAUAUGAAGGGUUUAAGAUUAAAGAAGAAAAUGGAUGUUUAGUUAUUUGUUGGCAUGACAGGCCGCUUUUUUCAAUAUCGGCCUGGAGGUUUAGGAGAUACGAGUGA
Messenger RNA from Prunus armeniaca (apricot), 297 nucleotides. The record is from the annotation of a GenBank genome assembly. NCBI's taxonomy places the organism in Eukaryota, Viridiplantae, Streptophyta, Magnoliopsida, Rosales, Rosaceae.